Messenger RNA from Xyrauchen texanus (razorback sucker), 5150 nucleotides. Its product is annotated as serine/arginine repetitive matrix protein 2-like. The record is from RefSeq and is a predicted model, not a curated record. NCBI's taxonomy places the organism in Eukaryota, Metazoa, Chordata, Actinopteri, Cypriniformes, Catostomidae. Bases 222 to 3476 code for a protein of 1084 amino acids. The transcript has 8 exons. Gene Ontology annotation, biological process: regulation of mRNA splicing, via spliceosome; regulation of cell cycle. Gene Ontology annotation, molecular function: RNA binding.
GUUUCUGGGAUACGACUGGCUGACUGACUGUGGUCUGAAUGUCAUGGCGACCAACGGCGAGCAAAUUUCCCGAGGUUUCGUAACUGAUUCCAGCCAGGAAUCAAGGACACAGAGUGAAAACUGAGGGUCAACACAUUUUGUGUCUCCCAAUUUGCAGAGCAAGGACAGCAGAAUUUUAUACCUGAAACUACGUUUGGGAAUCGGUUGUACCAGUUUUUGAAAUGGAAUGUGCCAUGAACACCGGUCCUGAUGAUGACCCAUCUGAUACUGCUGUUCCAUAUGAAGGCAUUACUGUUAAGGAUGGCAGUGAGACCCCAAGAAAAAAAAUUAAGAAACAUAAGAAACACAAAAGUAAGAAGAAACGAAAGAAGCGAAAGGGUGAAAAAGAGAGUAGCUCUGAAUCUGGAGUAGAGUCGGAUGGAAAUUCUCGAACAAGAACUAGCAUAAAAAAAGAUGGCUCAUCAAACAUUGAGGCAGAUGAUCGUGCAAAUGCUACAAAAAACUGUACAGAAGAUCUUAGUGAUGGGGAAGGUGAUGCUAAGGUAAAAAAACAGAAACAUCGCAUUGGGAAGAAGAAGAAAAAAAGAAGACGGAAAGAGGAUGAAAAGCAAGGGAAAAAAUCUUCAUCUCGCUCAAGAUCAGAGAGUACUUCAGUAUCAGGGUCAGAAUCGGAACCGGAGUUCAAACAAUCACAAAAGUUGAAAGUGGAGUCCUUAAAGUUGGACAGGAAGUCACCCAUCACUGCAGCUAAUGACAAAUUUAAAGACUGCAUACCCCAACUGGAAGAUAAAAAGAGAAAUGUGUCACCUGAUCACAGUGAAGCAGAAAGCUUGAAACCUGGAGGGAGAAAAAAUGUUUCUCCUGAGAGUGCACAUGCACCAAUUGCCGAUAAUGGGACGGAUCGUGAGAGGGUAGAAUCUAUUGGCAAAAAUGAAAAUUUUGGUAAAGCUCAAGAGCUUCCUGAUAUUAUCCCUAAACUAGAGAAUGUUCACAAAGAGCAAGCUGGGCAGAAGGAUAUCUCAAACGAAGCAAACGGGAACCUCUCCAGGUCAAGGUCACGAUCACUCUCAUACACCAAACGUACAAAACCUAAACAUAGUCGCUCCAGAACUCCAAAGCAGUCAUCUGGUAAAUCAGGACAUCGUAAUGACAGAUCCUCUUCAAGGGAGAGGUCUGUGUCUGCCUCUGGUAGGAAAAAUCAAGCAAAAACAAGAGGCUCAAGAUCUCCAUCAGGAAGUAAACCAUCCAAAGCAAUAAGGAAACCUGGGCGCAGAUCUAGGUCACUCUCUGGAAAAAGAGGGUAUCGCUCUGACUCAAGAUCUCGUACAAGAAAUAGAAGAUCCAGGACCAGGUCCCCAUGGCGUGCUCACAGGUCAAGGUCUAGGUCAGCUGGAAGACAAAAGCGUUCAUGCUCGAGAUCAAAACAAUCAAUUUCUCUGCGGAAGAAUCUGCGCUCAAGAUCACGAUCCAGAUCUAUACGGAGAGGAAGACGCUCAAGGUCUCGCUCCCACAAAAGGAUGCCUGUAUCUCGUACAAGACGGUCCAGGUCCAGAUCUCUCAGAAGAGCAAGGCGAACACGCUCAAGAUCCAUUGUGAUUCCAACGCAAUCAAAAUCACGCUUGAGGAAAAACAAAAGAUCUAGAUCAAGAUCCUUGGGUAGGAAUCAAUCAAGUUCGAGAAGCCCAAGACGUCGAAGUAAGUCUCGGUCCCCUCAACGCUCCAGACCCUCUCAAUCGAGAUCUCCUGCCGUCUGUAAAAGGAGGUCUAUGUCCAGGAGCCCUCAUAGCACAAAGUCAGAAUCGGUAUCUCCGCAGCGACGCAAAAGAUCUAAGUCAAGAUCGUUUUCGCAUAAUUCAAAGUCUGAAUCCCCUAAAUUAAGAAAAACUAAAAAGCAAAAAGAUAUACGGUCAAGAUCAGUUUCACAGAGAGACACAUCAAGAUCCAUUUCCAGGGAACGACAGUCAUCCGUAAGUUUGUCGCCUGUCAAGAAAGCACCCUCUAAAUCUCCUACUCCUCCUAAAGAAAAAAAUUCUGUAAGGGAUAAGACUUCAAAGGAAUCUGAGACUAAAUCGCAUGUUCUUGAUGCUAGUGUGGAAAGUUUAGAUGUAAAAGGAAAUGCUGGGUCAAGUGGAUGGAAACCUGUGUCUACUGAAUGUGCAUCUGAACAAAAGACAUCAAAUGAGGAUUUAAAAUCAUCAGAAUGUGACCUACAAAGUAAAUCUAUUAAGGACGAGUCUGAAGAUCCCUCCGAAUGUGAAGGAAGACAAAAUCGAUCCAGGUCCUCCUCCUCAGAACCAGUGCCUCAGCGUGGUACUGUAUGUUCAGAUGAUUGCUCAGACAGUUCACGAUCACCUUCACCAAUUACAACAAAAAAAGAAUCAAAAUCCUUCAAUAGAAAAUCUCCUGUUUUAAGAAAACGCUCCAGAUCGGCUUCGUCCACCCAGAAGAGGCGAUCUAAAUCUAAAUCUUUCAGCCCAAAGAGGAGGUUAAAGUCUCCCACAAGAAAACGCAAAUCCAGGUCUCCCUCACAUAGUUGUAAAAGGAGAACAAAAUCACGGUCACCUGUUCGGAAAAGGAGAUCACGUUCAAGAUCAACCAAUCGUAGGGCGAAGUCAAGGUCUAAAUCUCACACAAGGACCAAACGUUCAAAAUCCCCUAAGCGGAAACGGUCAAAGUCUAGGUCACCAGCCCGGAAAAAGAGAUCCAGGUCUCGUUCUCCUGCUAGAAAGAGAAGAUCUCGAUCAUGGUCAAGAACUCGUCAGUCGCGAUCCAGAAGAUCGCGCUCUGUGUCACGCCGGAGGAGACCAGCAUUUCAGGGAAGGUCUUUUGAUAGACGUGAUAGGUGGAAACGUGAACCAAGCCACUCACCAAUUCUGAUUCUCCGUAAAAGGAGGUCUACCUCAAGAUCUCGGCGCAGUUCUAGCAAGACACCACCACGCCUGACUGACCUAGAUAAAGAUCAACUGUUGGAGAUUGCAAAGGCUAAUGCCGCUGCAAUGUGUGCAAAAGCUGGAAUGCCCAUACCUGAAAGUCUCAAGCCGAAGGCAAUCCUACAGCUACCCCUGCCAACACCAGCUCCAACCCCCUUAUCUCUGCCUCUACCACUGCCUGUGCCCAAUUUACCUAUGAAUCUGCCCAUGGGUAUACCAGGCAUGCCUGCAAUGCCAAACAUGACAAUGAAUGCUGCCAUGGCAAGUAUGACUGCAGCAACCAUGACCGCUGCCCUCUCUAAUAUGGGUGCCCUGGCAGCUAUGCCUGCAAUGCCUCCCCUUCCCACUAUUACGAACAAGCCACCUCCCGCACCCACACCUAAUCUGGCAAACAUUGAGGAGGUGAAGAGGAAAGUGGCUCAACAGGCUAACAGCAUGAGCAUCAAAGAGUUCACAGAGAAGUGUAAACAGAUUGCAGAGAGUAAAGAGGAGAUGAGUAUUGCACGCCCACAUGUUUCUGAUGAUGAAGAUGAUGAGAAUCGGUAACCCUCUGUCCUCCUGUAUUCUGUACACAAUCCUAAUAAUGGACACCUGUGGCUCACUUUUGGGAGAAAGGAUGAAUUAUGCCAGAGGCUUUUUGUCAUAUAAAUGAAGCUUUCGUUUGCUAAGAGGAUUGGACACUUGAGCAUCUUGAAACAUUGAUUUCAAAGGUUUAUUUCAACUAUUAUCUUUAAAUUGUCAGUUGUUGCAACAACUGCUAGCUACAGGACCUUCGACCGUUCAGUAGUAUGUCAAAAGGUGGAACAAAGGGGUUAAAGUUCAAAACAGACAUGCUAACAGUGAAAUGUUUAGUUUUCAGGAUUGUUCUCACCUUCACUACAUCUGGUGCAUCUUCAUACCUUGAAGGAUGUCUGGUAGAUUUAACUCCAAAUUAUAGAUAUGUCUUUAAAAGGAAAUACAGAUGUUGUGGUGAAUCUGAGAUCACAGGUCAGAGCUGUUGGUUCAACCACACUUUAAAAUUUAUGUUAAUGUGGUGUGAGUUUUAGGAGUAUUUUUUGCCUGUCUUUUAAAAAUCAUUAAGUGUUAAUCACAUGUUUAAGUACAUUGAUAAGUAGAAUUCUGUUAUUUGUUCCUUAACAUGUUUGUGAACUUUAGCAAUUAAAUGUUGAGGUUCAGAAUUGUACUUAAGUGCUAGACUUAAUGGAUGAUGUUUGCAUUGUGUGUUGUAAGAUUUCUGACCACAGAUUUUCUUUUAAAUACAUUUGGUUGAACCUUCCCAUGUUGCUUGCUGGUGACUGACAUUGUGGUCUCGCUUUAUCUAUAAAUCACAGAAGAUACCAUUCAUUGAGGGAUUUUUAUUUUAUUUUCAGUCAAUGAGAAUCAUAAAAUAUACACCUUUCUACUCUACAGACCACAAUGCAGUUAUGUGGUAUACAACGCUAUUCUAUCUUGCAAAAUGAAUUGAUGAAUUUUUUUUUUUUUGACCCAGCACUGAAGGGUGGUUUGCUGUAUUUUGAGUAGUGAGAAAAUUCUGCCACAGGAGUGAUUACAAUGCAUAAGAUUUACAUUACAUAGGUUAUUAUUUAGACACAUUUACCGUAAGGUGUACUGUAUAAUGUGUAUGUGUGCAUUUUGUCAGUCCUUUUAGCUUCAUCUGUUGUGGUACUGUGUGGAGAUUAUUUUCAUAAUUUAUCUAAGAAAAAUGUGAUGAAAACAUGGCUCCUGCAAAUCUCUUUAGAAAUGUUUUCACUCUGAGGUAGACACAGUUUAAGAGAACAUUUCAAUGUGAAGGGGUGUGCCACACUAUAUUUGCCUUAGGUUUGGCAUUGUAACAUCCACACUUUAUGAAAUCCAGAAUUAAACAGAUUAUACUGAAGCACUGUAAUUGGUAUUCGAUCAAUAUUUUCAACAGGUUUCCAAAUGGUAAUGUGAAGCAGAUGUGUAUUACUAAAACCGUAUUAUCAAGUCUCAUUUUCAUCUGUUUUUGUUCCCUUAAUUAGACAACUGAUGUUAUCGUGGGAAUGAGUAUUGCCAUUUAGGAUACUUUGAGGUUGUUAUGGAAAAAGUUAUUUUGCAUCUAAGAAACAAGCCUAGCAUCACAUUCCUUGCAUUUAAUGCAAAGUUUUUUUUUUGUUUUUUUUUAAAUCCUUUCCAUCACAUUGUGAAAUAGAAUGUCACACGCUUUGUAUAAAAUGCAACAUUGAAAAAUAAAGGGGAGAA